AUGGCUCUCGCUCUCGCUCCCGCUCCCGCACCCGCUCCACCCUCCCUGCCGGUCACGCCGCCGGCCCCCGGCGAUGCCCCGGCCACCAAAAACGCGCCGGGCACCCCUGCUCCUGAUCUAUCCCUUUCCACAAACCCCCUAGACGAGCUCAUAUCAUCUGUGGCUCCACCACCUUCGCCAUUCUUCGACCUACCCUAUGUCAAGGCUGGGCAGGUAGCACUCCACUGCUUCCUCGGCUGCGGCAAUGCCAUGGGCUUAGAGUUUGAAGAUGACUGCUCCUACUACCUCCGCCUCGCCAUCACCACACCGGCCCUCCACCUCGCCUCACCCCUAUACACCGCCUUCGGCCAUUCCAACCGACACCUCAACGCCAUUGUUGUUGCUGCGCUGCUCCAGGCUGUCCUGGGUGGCUCUACUGCUCACUUCUUCGUUGCGCAAUGCUCUCCUCUGGUCUUCCGUUUCCACGUCGCGUCUGCGCGCGUGGCUGAGAUCAUCCUCGCUCAAACCACUCUUCACUUCCGCAAUUAUUCCUUCUCUUUUGCUAGGACUCUGCCCUCCUUCCCGUCUCCACCACACUCUGCCGCUACAUGCAUGACGCUUGCCCAGUUGCUCCAAAUCCCAGAUGACCUGGGUCUUCAGUUCGAAGCUGUGACUUGGUCACAACUACGUUCCCAUGUUACCGCCCGUUCAUGCUAUCAGCCUCAUGGCUGCCGAAUGUACGCGUGUGUAAUACAAUUUCCCUUCACUCUCAAUGCCACGAUCAUGGCCCUUGUCCUCGCUCAUCUGUUUGGGGACUCCUACUUCCAUUUCGAGGUCACUGACAACGGAGACUCCUGCUUCUCCUUCACCGUUGCAUCGCCCGCAGUAGCCAAACUGAUCGCCUCCAUGGGUGACUACCGCAAGAGGAGAAUGCUGAUCCGCUUCCCCUGGCCUAUGCUCAUGAGUGGUGCCCGACACCUUCUUAGUGAUGAUGCCAUGCCCCUGUCGCUUGGUUCCACGUCUUCCUCUUCGUUGUCGGUCGUCUCUGCAUCACUGCCACCAGCGCCUUCAACUCUGGAUCUGCCUAAGCUUCCACCUCAUGUGCACUACACUCACCAUACACAUCCGUUCUAG
This is a messenger RNA of Triticum urartu, 1113 nucleotides long. RefSeq lists its product as uncharacterized. The record is from RefSeq and is a predicted model, not a curated record. NCBI's taxonomy places the organism in Eukaryota, Viridiplantae, Streptophyta, Magnoliopsida, Poales, Poaceae.